This is a messenger RNA of Geodia barretti, 783 nucleotides long. NCBI's taxonomy places the organism in Eukaryota, Metazoa, Porifera, Demospongiae, Tetractinellida, Geodiidae. The record is from the annotation of a GenBank genome assembly.
AUGGGAGGAACCGCAAACCAAGUGGCUACGAUAAACGCCGUAACGUUCGAUCUGUGGCAGACACUGAUCCUGGACAAUCGGGAACUGGGCCUCCAGAGAGCGCAAGUCCGCUUGGAUGGGGCUCGUGGCCUGUUGGCGGGGCACGGUAUCAACUACGACCCCGACCACAUCCGCGAAGCCUAUCGAGGCUGCUACCGGGCAUGCCGGGCGGUUCGCAACGACAACGUAGACGUGAGUUUCCGCGAGCAGGUGGAGAUCUUCGUCAACCUGAUUGAAGACGGUCUGGUCGGUCGUCUGCCCGAGCCCACGGUCGCCGAGAUAGAGAAGGUGUACGCCGAGUCGUUCUUCGACUAUCCGCCGCGGUUUCACGAGGCUACGCGGGAGACCCUGGAAUCAGUGCGCAGUAUGGGUCUGCGGAUCGGGUUGAUAUCGAACACGGGAAUGACGCCAGGAUAUACAUUCAGACAGUUCCUGCAGCAACACGGACUGGCGGAUUUUUUCCACACGAUGACCUUUUCCGAUGAGGUGUUGUUGGCCAAGCCUUCGGACGAGAUAUUCCUGAUGACCAUGGGGGCUUUGGAGUCAAACCCAGCAAGCACGAUUCACGUGGGCGACCACGUGAGCAACGACGUGGUCGGAGCCAACCGAGUUGGGAUGAAGUCCGUUUGGAUCCGCGGUUUCUACGAGCCCGAGGACCCGGACGACCCGGACAGCCAGGCGGACGCCGAGGUUGACGACCUUUCAGGCGUGGCGGCAGCGAUACGGGACUUGAUCACCGGCUGA